Molecule: messenger RNA, 1743 nt
Organism: Ophidiomyces ophidiicola
Lineage: Eukaryota; Fungi; Ascomycota; Eurotiomycetes; Onygenales; Onygenaceae
Exons: 7
Coding region: 1-1743 (580 amino acids)
Biological process (GO): transmembrane transport
Molecular function (GO): transmembrane transporter activity
Source: RefSeq, a predicted model, not a curated record
AUGGGUCUCGGUGUGCUUGAAGACCGAAAGCUCGUCAAUGUGCCUGGGACCACAUACAUUUUGGACGAUGAUAGCAGCCCCGUCAACCCGGACCGCGCAGAACUAUCGGGCCUGAAAUAUGAUCGCAGUGGCCCAGUGCCUAUCAUCCUGGUUCCCCAGCCCAGCGAUGACCCAAACGAUCCUUUGAAUUGGCCGUUAUGGCGUCGCGACCUGAUUCUUGCCAUUCUCUCUAUUGUGUCUGUCAUUUGCACGACCACGAGCCCUCUUAUGGCCGCAAAUACUGUCACGACCGCAGUGGAGUUUUCUCGAACCUUUACGGACAUUGCCCUACUCACGGGAUACCAUCUGUGCGCCGUCGGCAUUGCUGGUUUCCUUUUCGUGCCAACGGCGCGUAUCUGGGGUAAACGCCAUCUGUUCCUGCUGGGGAACGUCAUCAUAAUCUUCAGCUCUGCCUGGGGUGGGGCCAGUGGGAAGAAUUAUAAGAGCCUUCUAGCUGCCCGCAUCUUUCAGGGCAUUGGCUUGGCUCCCUUCGAGGCACUGGUAAAUGCCGCCGUGGGUGACCUCUACUAUGUCCAUGAACGUGGGAAACGAAUGGCCGUCUCUAACGUCGCCCUUUUCGGCGGCGCAUUCCUUACCCCCGUCCUUGUCGGGAAAAUUACGGCUUCACUGGGUUGGCAAUGGACCUUCUAUUUAGUCGCGAUAUUCUCUGGUCUCUGUCUGCCACUUGUUUACUUUUUCGUCCCUGAAAUGGCCUUUCGACGGGCAAAUCAUCUGAACACGGAUUUUGAGGGAGAUUCUGAAAGAACUAAUGUGACCCAGCCGAUACCAGAGGCCGAGUUCCAAUCGAAUGGCGUUUCAGGCUGCUCGGGUAGUGGCGCAAGCGGAGAAUCGCCGACAAACAGAAGCUCGGAAUCCAACGAAAAAAGAGCAAGGGAGGUGACUGAAAAUACAGACAUGCCAAUCGACCCAUCCUCCAUUCAAAAAAUGUCGUUCUCGCAAUCGCUACGUCUGUUCAAUGGCCGAAAAACAGAUGAGAAUUUUUUCAAACUUCUUUUAAGGCCCUUGCCACUCUUCUUCCAUCCAAGCAUUCUCUGGGGAUGUCUCAUUCAAGGUGUGAUAAUUGGGUGGACUGUGUUCAUAGGUGUCGUGCUUGCUGCAUUGUUCCUGGGUCCACCACUGUGGUUCAAUGAGGUGAAGACCGGCUAUCUCUACACAGGUGCCUUCAUCGGCUCGCUCCUUGGCCUUUUCCUCUCUGGGAUUUUCACAGACUGGUCUGCCAAAUUGAUGAUCCGCCUUAACAAAGGAAAAUAUGAGCCCGAGUUUCGACUAAUCCUCGUCCUGCCCAUGCUCAUUUUUAGCUGUAUGGGCUUGUAUGGUUUCGGCAUUGUCUCCCAUAAUAUACCCAAAUAUGGAUGGCUUGCUCCCGAUAUAUUCUUUGCGUUGGUAUUAAUAGGAAUGGUGAUGGGUGCAGUCUCCAGCGCACUCUACCUGAUCGAUGCGCAUCGUCAAAUCGCGGUCGAAGCAUUUACUUGCCUUCUUGUCUUCAAGAAUCUAUUUUCUUUUGUUCUGACAUACUUUGCCUAUGACUGGGUUGUCCAUGGCGGCCAAAAGAAAGUCUUCAUCACUAUCGCCACUAUCCAAGCUGGCAUUUGCCUGUUAACCAUUCCCAUGUACAUAUUUGGUAAACGCAACCGUUCGUUUUUCCACAGACAUGAUAUCCUCAAAAUGCUACAUCUAUGGUAG